AUGGAGAACCAUCAACCCUGUUGGGUUGAUGACUUCUUGGAUUUCACGUCUAGCAGACGUGGCUCCCACCGUCGCUCUGUUAGCGACUCCAUCACUUUCAUCGAGACGACCAACAUGCCCUCCUUGGAGGAAGAUCAAUCCCAUGCCCACCACCACCACCACAACAACAAUACCAGCUGCAAUAAUAACCAUUCCUCUUCCAAUGCCUUGAUUUCCGCUAAUCUUGGGUUUGACAAGUUGGACGAUGACCAGCUCAUGUCCAUGUUUUCCGACGACAUAUCCUUGUCUUUGCCGCCACCCUCCUCAAACCCCUCCUCCCCGUCCGACCAGAAUAGCAACAAUGACGAGAAACCAUCAAUGCCAACAGAUCGACGCCGAGAAGAAGAAGAAAACAUCGCGCAGCAACAAGCGGCGGUUGCCAAGACUGAGCCAGGAGAGGUGGAGAGCUCAUGCAACCAAGAAACUCACCACCAGCCUCCUCCUCCCACAUCUUCAAAUAAUGAUGAUACCGUCAUGGAUCCGAAGAGGGUGAAAAGAAUUUUGGCAAAUCGGCAAUCUGCACAAAGAUCAAGAGUGAGGAAAUUGCAAUACAUUUCAGAGCUUGAACGUAGCGUGACAACAUUACAGACGGAAGUUUCAGCAUUGUCGCCAAGAGUUGCAUUUUUAGACCACCAACGGCUGAUUCUCAACGUGGAUAAUAGUGCCUUAAAGCAAAGGAUUGCCGCUUUGGCUCAAGACAAGAUUUUCAAAGAUGCCCAUCAAGAGGCAUUGAAGAAGGAAAUAGACAGACUUAGGCAAGUGUAUCACCAUCAAAAUCUCAAGAAGAUGAACGAACUAGAUAUUGGGUUGGGUGUUUGGGAUUUGGAUGGCGUUUUGUAUUGGGAUGUAUGA
Messenger RNA from Dovyalis caffra, 891 nucleotides. The record is from the annotation of a GenBank genome assembly. NCBI's taxonomy places the organism in Eukaryota, Viridiplantae, Streptophyta, Magnoliopsida, Malpighiales, Salicaceae.